Molecule: messenger RNA, 1608 nt
Organism: Papaver somniferum (opium poppy)
Lineage: Eukaryota; Viridiplantae; Streptophyta; Magnoliopsida; Ranunculales; Papaveraceae
Exons: 2
Coding region: 1-1608 (535 amino acids)
Biological process (GO): proteolysis
Molecular function (GO): aspartic-type endopeptidase activity
Source: RefSeq, a predicted model, not a curated record
AUGACAGAGGAUGUGAUCGCCAAAUAUCUAGAGGAAAAUUAUCGAGUAACAAAACACAACGCCUACGAUUUAUUAGAGCCAUUGUACCCUACGAAGGUUGCUGAUUACUCUUAUCCUGAAGAUUACAUAUCACCAAAAUUCAAGACGUAUGGAGGAAAGGGAAAUGCCCGCGAGCAUAGGAGAGUCACAUCAAUAGAUUUGGGAAGAUACACCCAGCGGGUUGGAGAAGAAAUUGGGAAGUUCAUCACUCGCUUCCGGGAUUUCAUACUUGAAUGUCACGAGGACAUCCUAGAAGAGCGCUUGGUGGAAAUUAAUAUUCGAGGAAUUGAUGCAAUCUUCCGGCUAAGUUUGACAAAUUUCAAAUUCCAAACUUUCGUUGAUGUAAAAGAGGUUGCGGCCCGGAUAUCAGACUGCGCGGACGUUAUGAACUCCGGAGCAGGUGGACACAACUGGAAAACACAUUCCGUCAAUGCUGCAUCAAAUGAUCAGGGAGGUGACAGAGGAAAAGCUACUGCUUUUGGCCCUUAUCGGAGAGGACAGUCGAGCAGGAGAGAUGGAAGAGAGGACGGAGGAAGACCAAAUCCGCCACCACCACUACCAUGCAGCGGGGAGCAGGUAGUAGGACUUCUUGAGCAAUGGAUAGCUAAUAAAGAAGAUACUCUUCCACAUGUGGCUACAGAACCUACCGCGACAGAUAAGUUGCAUGAGCAAUAUUGCUAUUAUCACCGAAAAGUCCAUCAUCCAACCGUGGAAUGUUUCUAUCUACGUUAUAUAGUACAGAGGAAACGAGCCAAAGGCGAACUGAAAAUAGGAGAACAAAGAAUUCAUAAAUAUCCUCUCCCUCAACAUCAAGUCAUGAUGAUUUCUCAUGAGCCCGCAGAAGAGGAAACCUGGCGACCAUGGGAAGACGAGAAAGAUGAGGAAGCGUAUGAGGCGACUGAGACGACCAUCUUUUCAGAUACAACCGGAGUUGCCAGCAAAUUAUCCCAAACGGUCUUGACCCAUCAAUUCUUUGAUUCUCUUGGUUUCAGCAAGGAUCAAAUUCGCGAAGCAUCUAAAGCUAUCGCAUCAAUCGCGUCCAUAAAGGCGUAUAACCCGUUGCCACGGGAAUCUAUCACCUUUACUAACGAAGAUAUAUGCUAUCCAGGAGAGCACCUACGGCCCUUGUACCUCACAGCCCAUAUCAACAAGCAUCCCCUCAAGCGAGCUUUCAUAGAUGGCGGAGCAUCCCUUAACAUGAUUUCCCUGCAUAUGCUGGAGUCUUUAGGAGUAUCAAGAGCGUCAAUCAAAACAGGUGCAACAACUGUAAGGGGAUUUGGAAGACAGACUCAAACGGCAAUAGGAAUAGUACAUCUGAUGAUGAAGAUUGGACCUAUCAGAGCGCUUACCCCUUUUUAUAUGCUCGAAGAUGAUACCACCUUUCAUGUAUUGUUGGGCCGAGGAUGGCUCUUGAAUCAUAAAGUAGUCGCGUCUACAUAUCACAUGUGUGUCAAGACUAACAUUGGAGGAAAACAAUUCCGGAUUCCAUCUACGAACAAUCUGUUUGGUUCGGAGGAGGCCUAUAUGGCAGAUGCAGUUUUCUAUACACAACCUAUCGUAGACCAAUGA